This is a messenger RNA of Acanthopagrus latus (yellowfin seabream), 2931 nucleotides long. Its product is annotated as aryl hydrocarbon receptor nuclear translocator-like. Bases 283 to 2688 code for a protein of 801 amino acids. The transcript has 21 exons. Gene Ontology annotation, biological process: regulation of transcription by RNA polymerase II. Gene Ontology annotation, molecular function: RNA polymerase II cis-regulatory region sequence-specific DNA binding; protein dimerization activity; DNA-binding transcription factor activity, RNA polymerase II-specific. The record is from RefSeq and is a predicted model, not a curated record. Lineage: Eukaryota; Metazoa; Chordata; Actinopteri; Spariformes; Sparidae. Gene Ontology annotation, cellular component: aryl hydrocarbon receptor complex; cytoplasm; nucleus.
AACACUGUGGACAGCUUGCGCCCGAACGCCAUCUUAAAACGAGAGGGGGUUUAAACAGGGAGAAAACAGGGGGGAAAAGGGGUUACUAGUGGAGAUAGACUGUUAUUUCCGUGUAUUUCUAUAAUCUUCGGGCCUCUCUGUUACAAUACCGGAGAUGGCUUUGCGCGUUUUAAAAUAAAGGCGCAUACGAGAGGAGCUCGGGAAGGUACUUGUUAGCCUGUAGCCUGCUAGCAAGGGGGAGGGGGUUAGAGUUUUUUUUUCCGCACCCGGAGUUGUUUGUUUAUGUUAUUCCAAACGGACAUGUCCUCUUCAAACCCAGAGUUACCAGACCCAAAUCUGGGUAUGGGGGCAAGUGGGACCCAAGCAGGUGGUGGGGCUGUUGUACCAAAAGGGACGAACAAGAGAAGAGCAGCGCCAGACUUUGACGAUGAUGAUGAUGAAGGCAGCAAGUUGUUCAGGUGUGACGAUGAAACAACAGGCUCCAACAAUGACAAAGAGCGCUUUGCCAGGUUUUUGGAAGAAGAUCAGAGUUUUGCAGAUAAGGAAAAACUAGCCAGAGAGAAUCACAGUGAGAUUGAGAGACGGAGACGGAACAAGAUGACUGCCUACAUCACAGAGUUGUCAGACAUGGUGCCUACCUGCAGUGCACUAGCACGGAAACCAGACAAACUUACCAUCCUACGAAUGGCUGUGUCCCAUAUGAAAUCUCUGAGAGGAAGUGGCAAUACAAAUGCAGACGGGUCGUACAAACCUUCGUUUCUCACUGACCAGGAACUGAAGCACCUCAUUCUAGAGGCAGCAGACGGCUUCCUGUUCGUGGUGUCAUGUGAGACUGGACGCAUUGUCUAUGUCUCUGACUCCCUGACACCCGUCCUCAACCAGCCACAGUCUGAAUGGCUCGGCUCCUCUUUGUAUGAUCAGCUCCACCCAGAUGACACAGAAAAGCUCAGGGAGCAGCUCUCGACUGCAGAGAGUAACAGCACAGGGAGGAUGUUGGACUUGAAAACUGGAACAGUAAAGAAGGAAGGCCAGCAGUCGUCAGCCCGAAUGAGUAUGGGAGCCCGUCGAUCAUUCAUUUGCAGAAUGAGGUGUGGCUCUUGUGCGGUGGAACCGUUGUCGAUGAACAGACUCAACUUCCUUAGGAACAGGAACAGGAAUGGUUUGGGUACAGCCAAGGAAGGGGAGCCCCAGUAUGUAGUGGUCCACUGUACAGGAUACAUCAAGUCCUGGCCGCCUGCAGGAGUAUCAUUAACAGAUGAUGAAGCAGACAACACUCAGGGGAGUCGCUACUGUCUAGUUGCCAUCGGUAGAUUACAGGUGACUUGUUGCCCAGGUGACACAGACAUCAACAGUAUCAGUGUACCAGUGGAGUUCAUCUCUCGCCAUAACUGCCAGGGCAUGUUCACCUUCAUAGACCACCGCUGUACGGCUGCUGUCGGCUACCAGCCCCAGGACUUACUGGGGAAGAAUAUUCUGGAGUUUGCCCAUCCUGAAGACCAGGGCUUACUGAGAGACAGUUUCCAACAGGUGGUGAAGCUGAAGGGCCAGGUCCUGUCAGUGAUGUUUCGGUUUCGCACUAAAUCCAGAGAAUGGAUCUGGAUGAGAACCAGCUCCUUCACCUUCCAGAACCCGUUUUCAGAGGAAAUUGAGUACAUCAUCUGUACCAACGUCAAUGUCAAAAACUCAACACAGGACCCCCUCACUCCCAUCUCCUCCCCAGGGGGUUCGCUGCCCCCCUCCCUGGGCCAGGGCAGCCCAAACUGCCCUCCUGUAGUGCUCAGCCCAGGGCAGGUGGCCACCAGGCAGUUACAGCAGCAGCAGCAACAGGCUGAGCUAGAGGGAGGAGGAACCAGAGACGGCAUUUACGAGGCAGGACCAAUCACCCUCUCACAGAUGCCAGUGCAGCCCGUGACUGCAGCAGGGCCGGACCACACUAAGAGCCUUGAGAAGCCAGAGCUCUACCCCUCCCUUUUCCAAGCCCCCGAUCAGACCAAGGUCUUGCCCUCCACCCCUGCUCCCUCUACACAGAUCUACUCUCCAGCCAACAACUUCACUUCUGGUCGUUCCAAUGAUGUAUACAGCAGGCCAGUCAACAUGAAUUCGCAGAUUACUCCACAGAUGGCACAGCCGGGCCACUCGGCAGGGCAGAUGCUGGCUCAGAUGUCUCGGCAGAAUGGAGGCCAACACUCAGUGACCCCCUCCAGCAAUGGUGCCCCCCUACAUGGAGGACCAGCAGGAGGAGGAUGGCCUGGAGUGGCAGCUGGAGCCAGGCCACAAUUUAAUAACCAGCAGGUGGCUCCCCAGGCAGCAAAGACCAUGUCUCCACCGUUUGCUCGCAUGGGCGGAUUUGGAGGUGGCUCUUCCAACUCUUUUGAACAGAUGCCCACAGGUGCUUCUCCCACCACGACCAGCAGUGCAAACUACCCGCCCAUGAAUGUGCGUGCCAGUCUAAACACCAAUGGUUAUGAUGGCUCUCAGUCAGCGCCACAGUUCCCCCCUCGAGGAGCGGAGGCAGUGUGGCCCCAGUGGCAGGGCCAGCAGCACUCACAGAGUAAUGCAGAGCAGCAUCCUCAUUCUCAGGGCAACCAGCAAGACAUGUUUCCUGAUGUGUUGUCCAUGCUGGACCAGCCUGCAAACUUCAACAGCGACGAUUUUGAGAUUCCCAUCUACCCUCCAUAUACUGAGUGACCUGGUCUUUACUUCUCUGCUUUGUCUUCUUGACUGUCUUCAGUCUUUUAUUAUAUUUAGCUCUUCGGCUCAUCUUCUCCUCCUGCUCCUGAGAGUAACACACUUCCCUUGCUUUGCAUGGCUUCAAUUGCACUGCCACAAGCCAGUUGAAGAUAGAGGUAUGUAUCUGACUGCAGAUAUAUAGGGGAGGAAAAUCAAGGAUUUGCUACUGACUAAAAGAUAAUAAAGAUUAUUCUAACCAUA